Telopea speciosissima is the source of this 3111-nucleotide messenger RNA. RefSeq lists its product as uncharacterized. NCBI's taxonomy places the organism in Eukaryota, Viridiplantae, Streptophyta, Magnoliopsida, Proteales, Proteaceae. Gene Ontology annotation, biological process: regulation of autophagy. The record is from RefSeq and is a predicted model, not a curated record. Bases 675 to 3047 code for a protein of 790 amino acids. The transcript has 12 exons. Gene Ontology annotation, cellular component: Mon1-Ccz1 complex; late endosome membrane; lysosomal membrane.
UUCCUUAAAGCAUCAUGAUUCUCAAUGCCGAUAAAGCAGAAUAAAAGGCAAAGAUAAUAAAAGCCAUACAACAACAAAAAAAUUACAUUUUUUUUUGGAUAUUUAAUUUUUGUUUGCAGCAAUUACUAAGCUCUUCUGCAAAGUGAAUAUGAUCUGCUUGAUGCCCGUAUAUCAUGUUGCUUCAAUUAUGAUACCAUUACCAAUUCUGUAGGCGCAAGAAUAUGGGAGUUGCGUUGCUGGAAAAGUUCCACAGGUUGAAUGUGAUAUGUGUUUAAAGGAAUUUCUUGCCCUAAAAACAUGCAUGCAAAAUACGCUGAGAGGGAAGUUUUAAGGUUGAAUCCAACCUCUUUCCACGGUCUGUAGAAGCAGCCAUAUCUCCACAGCCUCUAUUAGUAAAGCCAGGAGUGAAGAAAAUCAGAAGAAUGAGAACAGUGCUGUAUUCUCAAUCUAUGCAUUCUUUGUCGACAUCAAAUUUUGUGGAUGAGAUUUCUUUCUGCUGUAUUUAGUGCCUAAAGGGCAGGUUUAAGGUUGAGGAGCUUCCAGCUUUUACUAUUGAGACAUGCACUGAACUUCAUACUGCUGUUCUUCCCUUAAAGCUCAUAGCCAGCAUUCAAGGGCCAACUACAAUAGUAUUUACUAGAUUCUGCCAAGUUCUAUUAUUGCCAAGUUCUGCCAUGUUGGGAAAGGCAUCAGGUGCUCAACCAAGUGUCGGGUUAAGUGGAUGUGGUGCUCUUUCACAUGUUUACAUUCGGCAUCCACCUGUAAGAUGCAGCAUUCCUGGAUCAAGAGGUCUAUUCUAUGAUGAUGGGAAUAAGUUACUACUCUCUGUCACAUCUGAUCAGGUUUUUGCAUGGAAAACUGUUCCACUUGCUCUGUUCGAUGCUCCUACACCAGAUUCAAUAGGUGAAGGGCCAGUAAUUUCUAUUCGAUAUUCACUAGAUGAGAAGAUUAUUGGAAUUCAACGAUCUAAUCUUGAGAUUGAGUUCAGGAUAAGAGAUACUGGGGAGGCUUUUGUCCAUAAGACUAAAUCAGAAUCUGAGAGCAUACUGGGAUUCUUUUGGACAGAUUGCCCAUCCUGUGAUGUUAUAUUUGUGAAGACAAGUGGUUUGGAUCUGUUUGCAUAUGAACCUGAGCUGAAGGCACUCCGAUUGGUUGAGACAAAAAGAUUGACUGUGAGCUGGUAUAUUUACACACACGAAAGUCGGCUGGUUCUUCUUGCCUCUGGAAUGCAGUGCAAGUCUUUCACUGGAUAUCAGUUUUCAUCUGGGGGAAUUAUUCGCUUGCCAAGGUUUGAGAUGGCAAUGGCAAAAGCAGAGGCAAACGAGAAACCUGUCCUACUUGCGGAAGAUGUUCAUAUUGUUACAAUGUAUGGUAGGAUAUACUGUUUGCAAGGUGAUAGGACUGCAAUGCUACUGCACUUGUAUAGGUUUUACCGGGAUGCCAUUGUACAACAGGGUUCUUUGCCAAUUUAUUCGAGCAAGAUUGCAGUCAGUGUGGUUGAUAAUGUACUAUCUGUCCAUCAAGUGGAUGCCAAAGUUGUUAUUUUGUAUGACAUAUUUGCAGAUUCCUGGGCACCAAUAUCUGCUCCACUUCCUCUCCUACUGAGGGGUUUUCCAAGGGCUAAUACUUCCUCCUCUCGAUUAAAUAGUAGGGAUACAGUCCAUGUAGAGGUAAGUGAAAUGAGUGAUCAUGAAGGUAUCAUCUAUGGAGAUGAGUGGACUUUUCUCAUUCCUGACCUUAUAUGUGAUGCUGCUCAUGGUACUUUGUGGAGGAUUCAUUUGGACUUAGAGGCUAUUGCUGCCAGUAACUCAGAAGUGCCCUCUGUUCUAGAAUUCUUGCAGCGCCGUAGACUGGAAGCCAGUAAGGCUAAGCAAUUAUCCUUGGCGAUUACUUGCACUAUAAUUCUAGAACGGAGACCGGUACCCAUGGUUGCUAGAGCAAUUGAUGUGCUAGUCACCUCUUACUCUCAUUCAAUUAAAACAGGAAGUUCACUCCUUGGGAAGACAGUGGGUGGUGAGACUACUUCCACUUCUGGAAUACAGCAUGCAUAUAACUCUAGAACCGGAGAUGGCUCUCUGACUAGAAUUGCAAGAAAUGGAAAAUCGAUGCAUGAAUCCGCAACUGCAAGUGGAGUGGAUGGGGAACCUCAACAAUCCAGGACUGGAGAUGUGGAAAAUGGAUCUCGGGAUCUUACCACAGGUUUGACUGUAGAUAGAACAUCAACUUCACUGGUUUCAGACUCUGAGGAGAAUGUUGGUUCAGAAAUAAUGAAGAGCAGUUCAGGAAAGCCUCUUGAAAAGACCCAAUCCAACAAUCUUCAGUGUGUGGAAACUAAAGAAGGUAUGGGGGCUGAAACUUCUUCUGGUGUGGGCAGCAGUUCAGGAAAGCCUCAAGUGCUUGGUCCCAGAGGCAAUCCAUUGAACUCUGAUGUUUCUGGGCAGCAGGAGUCACAAGUUGCUUCUCCAGCAAUUUCACCUGAUGAGAUGUACAGUUUUGUCUUUGCUCCUGUAGAGGAAGAGAUAGCAGGAGAUCCUUGUUACUUGGUUGCUAUUAUUGUUGAGUACUUCCGCAGUAAUUGCAGUGCUGCCUUGGAAAAACUCAAAGUUCAUCCAAAUCUGAAUGUCUUGACCGUACAAUUGCUAGCCCGCAGUGAGCACUAUGUGGAACUUGGGUUGUUCAUCAUAAACAAGAUCCUUGAGCCCUCAAAAGAAGUUGCAUUACAACUAUUAGAGUCAGGUCGCCAUAAUAUCCAGACAAGGAAGUUCGGUAUGGAUAUGCUGAGACAGCUCUCGUUGCAUCAUGACUAUGUGUUGCUUCUAUUGCAAGAUGGAUAUUAUCUUGAAGCCCUACGUUAUGCACGAAAAAACCAGGUGAUUACCAUCCGGCCUUCAUUAUUUCUCCAAGCAGCAUUUGCUUCCAAUGACUUGCAACAUCUAGCAGCAGUCUUGAGGUUCUUCUCAGAUUUCAUUCCUGGCUUCAGAAACACAACUGAUUACAAUACAUACUGUCGCAUUCUAAGUGAGAUGAGCUCAUCUGUAACUGCUUAAGGCAUCGAUGUAAGAAGGUACUAGCAGCAGAUGGAAUAGCAAACUAUCAAUCCAAAAGACAGAG